Drosophila takahashii is the source of this 594-nucleotide messenger RNA. The record is from RefSeq and is a predicted model, not a curated record. Lineage: Eukaryota; Metazoa; Arthropoda; Insecta; Diptera; Drosophilidae.
AUGACCUCGACCUGCCUGCCAGCCAUCCGUGCUCCCUGCUUCCCACUCCUCUCGGGAAAAGAGAGCCGUGCCCCAUGCGUGCCGUCCUCACUUAAGCCAAAGAGCCAAUCUCGUCGAGGCGAUGCCAUUGUUGCACAUGGUGCAGGCUCUUCCCUUUUGGCGCACAGUCACACAGACCUCAUUUCCUCUUUGGCGCGACAUUGCGUUACACUUAAGCAACCACCGCAGCAACCACCACCAAUGGAAUAGCAGCACAACACCCAGAGCCAGGGAAGCGGCAAACAGCCGGUGCUCCGAUGGGUCGGUUCGGUCGGCAGUCGGUGCAUGUGCAUCGUGAGAAAGUUUACUGGAGACAUUCCCACAAGUAUUGGGAUUGUGCCGCACUCUUGCUCCCGGUACUCAGCCUCGGUCAGCUGUGACACUUGUUUGGCGCAUUUUGCGAGAUUGGGCCUUCGGAUUCGGCCCAUUGACGGAAUCCACCUGCCCGAGGGUGAGUUUCCAGGCCUCAAAUUCAAGACCAGGGGUCGCUGCAAUCGCAGCCAUGAAAUCGAGAAGUUAACAAACAGAGAAAACGGCACCAGCGACAUUCGCUGA